AUGUCAGAAUUGCGUUAUUUAGUGAGUGACAAUGAAGUAGAUAGGCUUAGAAUGCAACGAGUUCGUGCACAUCAAACACAACAACAGCAAGCACGACAUAAUGAAAAUGAGCGAAUCCGCAGACGCAGUGCUUCUGUGAUUCUUGAACGAGCUGCAUUCCACUAUGAUCCGGCAAUUGAUUAUUGUGCCGACAAAUCGGCGUUAAAAUACACUGGUGAAUCUGCGGGAUUAUGUUGUGCUGGAGGCAAAGUAAAAUUGCCACAAUUGGUCCUACCACCAGAUCCUUUACGCUCUUUAGUUUCUGGGAUUGGAAAUGAUUCGAAGCACUUCUUGGCCAACAUUCAGAAAUAUAACAACUGUUUUCAGAUGACAUCAUUUGGCGCUACACAUAUUAUACAGGACAAUUUCAUGCCCACAUUCAAGAUACAAGGACAAAUUUAUCACUUACUGGGGGCACUGUUACCACUACCUGAUGCAGAUCAUCAAUUUUUACAAAUUCAUUUUAUGGGCAAUUCAGAUGCGGAAGUUGAUAAUCGUUGUGCUCACAAUCCAACAGUGAAGAGAACCAUUGUCCAAGAAUUACAAAUGUUUCUUCAUCAGAAUAACAAUUUAGUAAACAUGUUCAAAAUAGCAUUGGAUCGGAUGCCAUCUGAUAGCCAUAAUAUUAUCAUUCGAGCUGACAAAACACCUGCCGGUGAACACACAAGGAGGUUUAAUUCACCUACCAUUGAUGAAGUGGCUGUUGUCAUUGUGGGAGAAAAUUUACAAUCUAGAGAUAUUGUGCUUCAUCGUCGGAAUAGUAAUUUAAAACGUGUAUCUGAAACACACAGGAGCUAUGAUGGAUUACAAUAUCCUUUGAUCUUCUGGCAGGGGGAAGAUGGAUACCAUUUUAAUAUCAAAAUGGUAAAUCAAGUAACAGGUGCUGAAACCAACAAAAAAGUUAGUGCUAUGAAUUUCUACUCAUACAGACUCAUGAUCCGUCGAGGUGAAAUAAAUCAUAUUUUGUUGUGUCAACGACUUUUUCAUCAGUUUGCAGUUGACAUGUAUGUUAAAAUUGAGACUGAACGAUUAACAUACAUCCGUUUGAACCAACGACAGCUACGAUCAGAGGAAUACAUUCAUCUCCGCGAUGCUAUGAAUGCCGAUGGCAGUGUGAAUAAUGUAGGAAGAAUGACAAUUUUGCCAGGCACUUAUAUAGGAAGCCCACGCCACAUGCACGAAUAUGCUCAGGAUGCUAUGUCAUAUGUUAGGCAUUAUGGCCGCCCAGACUUAUUUGUUACAUUCACAUGUAACCCAAAUUGGUCCGAAAUCAAGAGGGAAUUGCUACAUAACCAAACACCAGUUGAUAGACAUGACAUAAUUGCCAGAGUAUUUAAACAAAAAAUAAAAUCUCUCAUGAAUUUCGCAAUAAAGCAUUAUGAAACAGUUGACCCAAAAUUGCAUGCAGUAGUUACCAAACACAUGAUACAUGGACCUUGCGGACUUUUCAACUACAAUUCACCCUGUAUGGUCGACGGCAAGUGUUCCAAGCGAUACCCAAGAGACCUGCUUGCUGAAACCGUAACGGGAAAUGAUGGAUACCCAUUGUAUCGUCGGCGAUCAGUUGCGGACAAUGGGCGAUCGGUAGUUGUAAAGGUAAGAGAACAAAAUCUUGAUGUAGACAAUCGUUGGAUUGUGCCAUACUCGCCAAUAUUGUCCAAAACUUUUGAGACUCACAUCAAUGUGGAAUAUUGUAACUCUGUAAAGUCGAUAAAGUACAUAUGUAAAUAUGUUAACAAAGGCAGCGAUAUGGCUGUCUUCGCUGUAACCAAUGCAAAUGAUGAAAUAUCACAGUACCAGAUGGGGCGCUAUGUAAGUAGCAACGAAGCAAUUUGGCGAAUAUUUUCAUUUGCGAUCCAUGAAAGAUACCCUACAGUAGUCCAUUUGGCGGUCCAUUUAGAAAAUGGUCAACGAGUUUAUUUUAAUGCAUCGAACGCGGCAGACAGAGCGGCACGUCCACCAUCGACAACAUUAACAAGUUUCUUCACAGUCUGUCAAACUGAUGAUUCUGCUCGCACUUUGCUGUAUGCUGACAUGCCACGCUAUUACAUAUGGAAUGCAUCAUCGAAAUCGUUUCAGCGUCGAAAACAAGGAACACCAGUUGAAGGACAUCCAAAUGUAUUUGCUUCAGACGCUCUGGGUCGCAUCUACACAGUACAUCCAAAUAACGAUGAAUGUUAUUAUUUGCGAUUGUUGUUGGUGAAUGUUCGUGGUCCGACAUCGUUCAAACAACUGAGAACAGUUAAUGGACAGCUGUGUGCGACUUACCGUGAGGCAUGCCAACUAUUACAUUUACUUGAGAAUGAUUCGCACUGGGAUGAUACGCUCAAGGAUUCCGUAAUAUCUUCAUCGCCGCAUCAAAUUCGUACAUUGUUUGCGAUUAUCAUAUCGACAUGUUUCCCCUCGAAUCCAAAAGAUUUGUGGGUUAAGUAUAAAGAUGACAUGUCUGAGGAUGUUUUGCAUCGUGUGCGCCGUGAAACUUUGAAUCCUACACUACAAAUGACUGAAGAAAUUUACAAUGAGACAUCGAUCAUGAUAGAAGAUAUGUGUUUAUUGAUAGCAAAUGAAGUAUUGUCGUGUUUGAGAAUGACAGCACCCAAUCGUCAUAUGCACGAUGCAUUAAACCACGAGUUGCAGAGGGAACAACAGUACGACAUUGAAGAAUUGGCCAAAACAGUUCGUACAAAUGUUCCACAAUUAAAUCAACAACAAAGAAUUGCAUACGACACUUUGAUAGAAGCUGUGAACAGUGGAUCUGGUGGAAUUUAUUUCCUUGAUGCUCACGGAGGAACAGGAAAAACAUUCUCAAUUUCAUUGCUGUUGGCGAGGAUCAGAUCGCGAAAUGAUGUUGCUCUAGUGUUGGCUGCGCAUUCUGCCUUGAAAUUACAAUUAAACAUGCAAAUCACGGAAACACCAAUUUGCAACAUCGCCAAAAAUAGCGCAAUGGCCAAGAUCCUACAGGUAUGCGAAUUAAUUGUUUGGGAUGAAUGCACAAUGGCCCAUAAGAGGUCACUGGAGGCACUGGACAGAACAUUGAAAGAUAUUCGUGACAACCAAAAUAUUUUUGGUGGGGCCAUGAUUCUGUUGUCAGGUGAUUUUCGUCAGACUCUUCCAGUUAUUCCCCGAUCAACUGUUGCUGAUGAACUGAAUGCAUGCCUAAAAUCAACUUAUUUGUGGCAGUACGUAAAGACACUACAAUUAACAACUAACAUGCGAGUAUUUUUGCAACAUGAUGAAACUGCAAAUAUGUUUGCGAAGCAGUUGUUAGACAUUGGAAAUAAUAAAGUUGCAAUGGACACUUCGACCGGAUUCAUCACAUUACCCACAAAUCUCUGUCACAUCACAGAUUCAAAAGAGGAGCUUAUUCAGCGUGUUUUCCCAGAUAUAGCACAAAAGUUCAAUAACCAUAAUUGGCUGGGUGAACGAGCAAUAUUGGCAGCCGAAAAUAAAGAUGUCGAGGAUCUCAAUACGAUCAUUCAAAAUUUUCUCCAGGACAGUUGGUUUCCUUUUAAUCAGUCGACACCGUUAUGA
Athalia rosae (coleseed sawfly) is the source of this 3570-nucleotide messenger RNA. RefSeq lists its product as uncharacterized. Lineage: Eukaryota; Metazoa; Arthropoda; Insecta; Hymenoptera; Athaliidae. The transcript is spliced from 5 exons. The coding region runs from base 1 to 3570 and encodes 1189 amino acids. Gene Ontology annotation, biological process: DNA repair; telomere maintenance. The record is from RefSeq and is a predicted model, not a curated record. Gene Ontology annotation, molecular function: DNA helicase activity.